ACCAGGUAGCCAUGGCAGACAACAAGUUCCCUAUGAUUGUGCUUCUUUGCGCGUUCGGUUGUGCGGUGUGUUUGCUGAAUGGAGAAGAAGUACGCCAUGAAGAAGCAGUGCCUAUCGACAGGGCUAGGCGCUCCGUUCUAAUCAAGUACGACAUCUACACACUGGACUACUUUAUCGAGCUGGUGGAGAAGAUCGAAAGAGACACCAGUACAAGUGGAGAUACUAUAAACAAGAUUGUUAACUAUGUUCGUCUGCUCGGUUACAACACUGAUCUGUGGAACAUAGUGUGCGGCAAAGCAGAUCCACUGCCAGACGUUAAUUUGAACUCAGAAGAGAGACGCAUCUUGACCAACAUGGUUAGAUACAUAUACGAAGACCAAUCCAAGCAAGAGCUGGGUGUGGUGUUGACACCUGACGGAGAGACCAUUGCCAUGGGUCGAGUCUUACUGGGCAUUUGUGCAGGGCUGAAUCGUGAUAACAGCCUCUCACUAAGUGCAUGGGCCUCAGGUGCUCCACUGCGUGUUGAUAAUUUGUUUACAGCAACGAUUGCAUACAGCCUUGGAAGAAGUGCGCUGUACAAAGCAAAUGGUGACACUUCGGAUUUGUUCGGUCCGUCUGGGGUAUGGAGCCCAGAUACUAACUGCCCUGCUUCAUAUCGCCUGACUAAGAUGGCUUCUAAGGCUACGGACGCUGAAUUAUUGGGAGAUGUCGACGGGUUCCUUUUAGGGUACGGCAUCCCCCAAUGGAAGGAGAAAGGUGUUAGGCUUGGUCAGUUGCUGAGAAUGUAUUACGGAUCAGGUAUCCUUUACGACACUUCCUACGCCAGGUGCCGGAGAAGCUCAAAAUUUUCAAGCGUGGUCAAUAAGGAUAACCUUCUUGGCGAGAUAAACGGAUUCGCUACGGCCUACUAUGAUAAAAACUCAGCUCAGCUUUCAGGUGUAAAACAAGGCGAGAUCCUCUCUCUGUCCAGGGACAUAAAUGACAAAUUCUUCCCUUACCUUGAUAAGAUCACAGGAAAUUCCAAUUGCAGUAUUGACGAAGACAGCGAAGAUUGUGAAAUUCCAGCCAACAUUGUAUUUGUCAUGGAUGAGUCAGGAAGCGUUGAAGCACACAACCAUAAGAAGGAGAAACAAUUCGUCCGGGAGAUCAUUAAAACAUUUGACAUUUCUCCACUUCAAACUCGCGUGGCUAUUGUUGAGUUUUCCACUAGUGUCAGUGUGGCAGUGGCUCUGGACAACUAUGGCUCCAAAACACGGCUGAUGUGCGCAGUAAAUGACAUCACAUAUUCUACGGGUUACACGUACACUGGAAAGGCUUUAAAGACUGUCCACUACAAUGUGUUACGACCUGCUUUGGACAAUCCAGUGACCGACACAGAAACAGUACAGAUCGUUAUUGUACUCACAGACGGUAGAUCUAACGAUCCUGGCAAAAAUGUCUUGAAGAAAGCUGUGAAGAAUUUAAAGAAAGACAUUAAAGACCUGACAAUGAUUGCUGUCGGAGUCGCAAAUUACCUUCUCUCCGAGCUACGUUUGAUUGCUACUGACGAGAAGCACCAUGUUUUCACCGCUGCAAACUUCGACAAACUUCCUGAGCUGGUUUCGUCACUGAGAACAAAGGCUUGUAGUGCACCUAUUUACAUGGGCUUGAACUUCACUGAGUCAGAGGAUUCCACAGAAGUCGUAGCGUUCGUUUCUCCAGAUAAGGCUCGAUUCUUCACUCUGUCAGCGGAGCAUUUUUUCGGGGUCGAGGACAUUUUUAUUGACGUUAUACCGCAAUAUGGCACAGUGUCUGUGUAUGCAUCAAGGAUAACAGAUACUCCGGGACCCGACAAUCACACUCUUAAAGUUGGACCGGCAGGGGAAGGACAAGAGAUGCAACUGCAGUUUUCAAACCUUUGUGCUGGUUACAAUUCCUCUGAAACUUGUCCUCCCGUCAACAUCGGAAUAUACGGAGAAUCGUCUUCACUUACCUGCUCAGAGCGAGACUGCAAUCUCCCAAAUCAAAUAAAAUUCAGGAUAAGAAGAGGGACACCUAACAUUGUCAGUGGAGGUAUUAAAACUACAGACCUCGAAACAGUGUUUUUCCUUCACUAUUUCCUCACAACUUCGAUCUUGGUUUCGUAUGUUUUAUAACUGAUCGCCCAAUCGCGAUGGCUUGCUGAAAAAGGCUUCUCUCACAAGUGAUAUAGUCAAAAUAAUAUCUGGUAGUACUGUAAAUGUUUUUGUCUAAUAGUAAUUUCAGGUACAUAUUCGAUAUGUACACAAAUGUAUUGUGAAGAAGUCAUAAAGUGUGAAAAUAAACUUAAUGUCUGUGUUUACUUGUAA
Messenger RNA from Stylophora pistillata, 2327 nucleotides. RefSeq lists its product as uncharacterized. NCBI's taxonomy places the organism in Eukaryota, Metazoa, Cnidaria, Anthozoa, Scleractinia, Pocilloporidae. The record is from RefSeq and is a predicted model, not a curated record.